Molecule: messenger RNA, 1131 nt
Organism: Kwoniella shivajii
Lineage: Eukaryota; Fungi; Basidiomycota; Tremellomycetes; Tremellales; Cryptococcaceae
Exons: 14
Coding region: 1-1131 (376 amino acids)
Biological process (GO): aspartate transmembrane transport; L-glutamate transmembrane transport; malate-aspartate shuttle
Molecular function (GO): calcium ion binding; L-aspartate transmembrane transporter activity; L-glutamate transmembrane transporter activity
Source: RefSeq, a predicted model, not a curated record
AUGACCGACGCUCAAGAACCUCUCUCAUCCAAAAUCACGUCGACCAUCAGGUCGACUGCUGAUUCGAUUGCGUCUACUGUCAAGCCAGCUGAGAAUGAGCUUGCAAGAUGGAGGAGAACAUUUGAAAGAUUCGCAAAGGAGGAGGUUGACGGAAAGAAUAAAAUCAAGAGGGAACAGUAUACCAAUUUAUUGAAACGACUGAAUUCCAAGCUCAUGUCUACAAGUGACGCAUCCGGGACUAUCGAGUUUGAAGAAUUCAAAGCUGUGCUCUCGGCCAACACUGCUGCCAGUGGUAUUCCUUUUGACUAUGAUUGUAAUUGGAUGAAGCUUUACGUUGGGCAAAGAGGUGGUCGACAUGUACUAGGAUAUGGAGAUGGAUACAUUAGCCCCGAGGAGUUUCAGAGGAUCAUCGUGGAGAUCGCAGGUCACAAAUUGUCUGAUUCCGUCCUUGAGAGACUACCUACAUUAUGUACCAUGAAUCCUGGCAGAAAGAUUAGUUAUUCUGAAGUCAUCGCUUUUCAUAAUAAGAUGGACGCUGUGGAACGUAUCAUCGAGCACGCCGUCAGGAAAUCAAAAGACGGUAGGAUUGACCUCUCUGAUUUCUUGGAUGAAGCCGCUGCAAACUUCCAAGCUUUACUCGAUGCAAAGUGGCAACCACCCGAGGCAGCCGUUCAACCCGAGGCCACCGUUGCGGGUAGUUUCUUGACGCAACUGGGACAAUCAGCGUAUGGAUUCAUGCUGGGUGGCAUAUCAGGUGGUAUCGGAGCUUAUGUAUAUGCGAAUGAAGGGGGUGUGAAGGCUUUCUACAGAGGUGUCAUGCCUCAGUUGGUUGGAGUAGCUCCUGAGAAAGCUAUCAAAUUGACCGUCAACGACUUUGUGAGAAAGAAGGCUACCGACCCUGAGACUGGAAGAAUUCCUCUUUAUAUGGAGAUUUUCGCGGGUGGUAUGGCUGGUGGUUGUCAAGUGGCUGUCACCAAUCCACUUGAAAUAACAAAGAUCCGCUUGCAAAUGGCUGGUGAAAUCACUAGGGCAGAAGGAGCCGGAGCGGUACCUCGAGGAGCGUUACACAUUAUUAAACAGCUCGGUUUGAUAGGGUUGUACAAGGGUGCUAUUGCCUGUUUCUGGCGGUGA